Molecule: messenger RNA, 907 nt
Organism: Sardina pilchardus (European sardine)
Lineage: Eukaryota; Metazoa; Chordata; Actinopteri; Clupeiformes; Clupeidae
Gene: vgll3
Product: vestigial-like family member 3
Exons: 3
Biological process (GO): regulation of transcription by RNA polymerase II
Cellular component (GO): nucleus
Source: RefSeq, a predicted model, not a curated record
UAGUGACACUUUUGUUCCCAUGCUAAUUCUUCCUUUUAUUCACUGCGAUGGCUUUGUUUACGCACGGUUUUAUAUAGAAAGGAUGACGACACGAACGUCUAUCUGUCUCUGAGGAGCACACCAGCAGCGCUUUUGCCGAACCUCUCGAGAUUUCACGUCUCUUGCCAUGAGUUGCCUGGAUGUUAUGUAUCACCAGAGUUAUGGAGCUCAUCAUUACUUGCCAGCGACACCAGCAGCGGCAGCGGCAGCCUACAGGGCGGCGUACCAGCAACAGCAACAGAAGAAACUCAAUGUGUACAGUAAGAUGCAGGAAUCUAUGAAUAUUCCCACACAUUGUUCCCAAGGGAGGCUAGUACAGAAGCAGAGGGAGGAGGUGCCAGAGGCAGACCAAACAGGGCUGCAGGGGAAAGAGCUCCAGCCUGCUGAGGCUGAGUACCUCAGCUCCAGGUGUGUGCUCUUCACCUACUUCCAGGGGAAUAUCGGGGACGUCGUGGACGAACACUUCUCCCGUGCUCUGAGUCAGCCCAGCGCUUUCACCGGUGACGCAAAACCUCCAAGGCUUUCAACAGCACCACUAUGGAAAGAAGGAGGCUCUCUCUCAGACGGUCACAGUGCCAGCAGUUUACCUCCCACCCUGUGGAGCAGCAGCUACCCCUCUCCGCCAGCAUCCUGCAUCUCCGCAGUGCACCCGGACUUCCCUACCGGAGCUGCCUUCCACCCGGCGGACACGGCAAGCCUCUGGAGUGGGCACGGCCUCCCACAGCUCAGCCUGACCCCCGCAGCAGCAGCCGGCCUCUCGGACUCCUGGCACUAUGGUCUCAGCCCUCAGGGUGGUGCUAGCUACCCCUCGCACAUGCACGACCUGUACGGCCACCACGUGCACCCGCGCCAUGCCCACCCGCACACC